Molecule: messenger RNA, 2150 nt
Organism: Pipra filicauda (Wire-tailed manakin)
Lineage: Eukaryota; Metazoa; Chordata; Aves; Passeriformes; Pipridae
Product: pinopsin
Exons: 5
Coding region: 63-1124 (353 amino acids)
Biological process (GO): visual perception; G protein-coupled receptor signaling pathway; phototransduction
Cellular component (GO): membrane; photoreceptor outer segment
Molecular function (GO): G protein-coupled receptor activity
Source: RefSeq, a predicted model, not a curated record
CUAUAAAGAGGCUUUGCUUUUUGGGGAGGAUCACCUGCACCAGGUGGAGCCCCAGAAGACCCAUGUACUCCCCCGACAGCUCGCAGGAGCCCCCAAAUAACGGGACCCCAGGGCCCUUUGAUGGCCCCCAGUGGCCCCACCAGGCCCCACGGGCCGUGUACCUGUCGGUGGCCGUGCUGAUGGGCCUCGUCGUGGCCUCUGCCUCGGUGGUGAACGGCUUGGUCAUCGUGGUUUCCAUCAGGUACAAGAAGCUCCGGUCCCCCCUGAACUACAUCCUGGUGAACUUGGCCGUGGCCGACCUGCUGGUGACGCUCUGCGGCAGCUCCGUCAGCCUCUCCAACAACAUCAGCGGCUUCUUCGUGUUUGGCAAACGCCUGUGCGAGCUGGAGGGCUUCAUGGUCUCCCUCACAGGCAUCGUGGGGCUGUGGUCCUUGGCCAUCCUGGCCCUCGAGAGGUACGUUGUGGUCUGCAGACCCCUGGGAGACUUUCGGUUCAAGCACCGACACGCCGUGAGUGGCUGUGCCUUCACCUGGAGCUGGUCACUGCUCUGGACAACCCCACCACUCAUGGGCUGGAGCAGCUACGUGCCUGAAGGUCUGAGAACCUCCUGUGGGCCCAACUGGUACACGGGCGGCAGCAACAACAACAGCUACAUCCUGGCCUUGUUUGUCACCUGCUUUGUGAUGCCCCUCGGACUGAUCCUCUUCUCCUACGCCAACCUGCUGAUGACCCUGCGAGCGGCUGCGGCGCAGCAGCAGGAGUCGGACACGACGCAGCAGGCGGAGCGGGAGGUGACCCGGAUGGUGGUGGCGAUGGUGAUGGCCUUUCUCAUCUGCUGGCUGCCCUACAGCACCUUUGCACUGGUGGUGGCCACCCACAAAGACAUCACCAUCCAGCCAGCUCUGGCAUCUCUGCCCUCCUACUUCUCCAAGACAGCCACAGUUUACAAUCCAAUCAUUUAUGUCUUCAUGAACAAACAGUUUCAGAGCUGCCUGCUGCAAAUGGUGUGCUGUGGUUACCACCCCCGGGGGACUGGGAAAACCUCUCCGGCUGCCCCCCGUCCCCGCCCAGGCAUCGCUGCAGAGGGGCUGCAGAAUAAGGUGAUGCCGUCUCACCCCGUCUGAGCGCUGCCAGAUCCUGCCUGCACCAGCGCCAGCUCCAGGCUCUGCCUGUCCCACCCAGACUGGUACAGCACGGGCACAGAGCAGGCUCAGUGCUGGACGUGAGGGGGGGCUCUCAGAGGUUGAAGUCCCCAGCAGUCCACAGGGUUCUCCAAAGAAAGCCAUGAGUGUCUUCUCAUGGGAGAGGAGCCACCAAUCGUGGGAUAAACCGCAGACUUUUAUUUCACUCUCCUAAGGACACCCCCUCCCUUCCAGCCCCUCACCUCGGGCAAUUGUGAGCCUUUCAAGAACAACAACAACAACAAAAAAACCCGAAAAUAAAAUAAAGAGCAGUAUUUUUUCCUCGGUAUAAAACACCCCAAGUUGUUGUUUGGCCCAGACGGUCUGGCUGUGAUGCCACAUCCCAAGGGGUCUGAGGGCAGAGCUGCACAUUCCCCACCCUCAGACAGAACAAGUGCUGUUUGCGCUGCCCGAGCCUGCUGUGAAGUUCAAGGUCAUGCUGGAAAUCUGGCAUAAAUCCAGCAGGCACGUUUAAGUGCAGACUGUGUUAAUAAACAUUAAUGAACACUAACCAGUUCAGAGGCAUCUGUUUUACCGGCUGGUAAGAGGGCUCGACAGAAAACACAUCCCCUCCUGGCACGUCUCUUGUGGCAAGUGCCACAUACACCAUCAUAACAGAGACCAAAAAAAAAAACCCAGUUCGAAAUCACAAAAGUAUUUUUUUUUAAUAUAUUUAAGGCAAUAAGGAAAGGUCUUAAAUCCACUGAUUUCCCAGCGAGGGUGAAAGCAGGGUUGUAACAGGGCCCCGAGGUCAAGGCACAACAGAGGCACCGCUGCCCAUUAACAGCAAACAAAAGAUGCCAAAGGCUGCAAGAGUGAAAUAAAAGCCAAAACACCUCCGUGGGGCUCUGCAGCUUUACACCUGAUCUUGAAUGUGUUUAUCUAGACAAUCACACUUCUAGUUUUCGAGGCAGAUUCUGUGAUUUAGGAGCCCAGGGAAAAAGCUUCUAAAGACAGUUCUGCAGAUAG